AUGGGACCAGCCGAUCCUUUUUCCCUGAAGAAAUUGAGUUUAUCUGAGUUGCCAAAUCUAAAGAACGUUUGGAAUGAAAAUCCUCACAGAAUUAUGAGCAUGCAUAAUCUAGAAGAAAUACAUGUUGAGAAAUGUGAACGCCUUACAUGUGUGAUUCCACCAAUAGAACCUAAAGAUCUUGUGGAACUUGAAGAUCUAGUAGAGGAAGAUGUACUGCUACCAUUUAGUUUGCUUCCUUUCUUAACUAAUUUGGUAACGUUUGAAGUUAAUAACUGUGAUUCCGUCAAAGCCAUUAUUGGUGUCAAAUGUACAACACAAGACACAAUAACUUUUGGUCUGAAGAACUUAACUUUAUACGAUCUACCAAAUCUGGAGAAUGUUUGGAAUGAAGAUCCUCGUGGAAUUUUAAAUAUGAAUCAUUUACAAGAAGUAAAUGUUAUGCAAUGUAGAGGCCUUACAAAUGUGUUUCCAGCAUCAAUAGCCCAAGAUCUUUUAGAGCUUAAAAAUCUAGAAGUGGAAGACUGUAAGGAACUGAUGACAAUUGUUGCUGAGGAUGAUACAGAUCCAAGCGGAGCAAAUGAAGAUCUCCCGUGUCCCUUGGUGAGAUCAUUGGAACUAAAGGGUCUGCCCAUGUUCAAGUACUUUUACUACAGCUCACGGCAGUGCGACAAUUUUGCACAUCUAGAAUCACAUACCGAGAAUCAAGUCAGUACUAAAAAGUCAUGGAAGUGUUUGUCAGUGGGGAAAAAUGGAGUAGAAAUGAUUUUGCGUGGAGAAAUUCAGAGAAACCUCUUGCACAACUUGGAUGUUCUUACUCUCUGCUUGGGUUCGGAUGUAUUUGGAUAUAAAAUUCUAGAAGAGGUUCCGAAUAUAGAGAAACUUGUGGUGUGUGAUGAUUCCUUCAAGGAGAUGUUCUGUUGUGAAAGUGGUAAUAAUGUGUUACAACAGCUGAAAGUGUUACAAUUGGAGUCCCUUGGAGAGCUGGUUUCCAUUGGGUUAGAGAACUCUUGGACUGAUUCCUUUGUCAGAAACUUAGAAACCUUUGAAGUCAUUAAAUGUGGGAGCUUAAAAAGCUUGCCAAGAGUUUGGGUCAACUGA
Molecule: messenger RNA, 1098 nt
Organism: Vigna unguiculata (cowpea)
Lineage: Eukaryota; Viridiplantae; Streptophyta; Magnoliopsida; Fabales; Fabaceae
Molecular function (GO): ATP hydrolysis activity; ADP binding
Source: RefSeq, a predicted model, not a curated record